Molecule: messenger RNA, 2541 nt
Organism: Oncorhynchus mykiss (rainbow trout)
Lineage: Eukaryota; Metazoa; Chordata; Actinopteri; Salmoniformes; Salmonidae
Product: short-chain specific acyl-CoA dehydrogenase, mitochondrial
Biological process (GO): butyrate catabolic process; fatty acid beta-oxidation using acyl-CoA dehydrogenase
Cellular component (GO): mitochondrion
Molecular function (GO): short-chain fatty acyl-CoA dehydrogenase activity; flavin adenine dinucleotide binding
Source: RefSeq, a predicted model, not a curated record
UCUCUGUAUGAUUGCACAAGCAGCAGACUGAGCAGUCAACAUGGCAGCACUUUUCAGAGCUAGAAAAGUCUUCACUCGAGCAGGCGCGUUCUCAAUGGGACACGUUAAGGACGCGGUGGACGGAUGAUGACCUUUCACCUAGUUUACCGCUGUGCUGGUCAGCUAACCGGCCCUUGGCCUGUGUGGCUGUAGAUCUCUGUCCUCGCUAGCUGAGCUACCAGAGAUGCAUCAGAUGAUGAGACAGACCUCUAGAGACUAUGCAGACAGAGAACUGGCUCCUAUAGCUGGCAAAUUAGACAAGGAGCACCUCUUUCCCGCCCGACAGGUGCGAGAGCUGGGGGCUAUGGGGGUGAUGGCUGUAGAGGUUCCUGAGGCGCUGGGAGGAGCAGGUAUGGACUACCUGGCCUACUCCCUGGCCGUGGAGGAGAUCAGUAGGGGAUGUGGCAGCACUGGAUGUGUGGUCUCGGUCAACAACUCUUUGUACAUAGGGCCGAUAUUGAAGUUUGGAACACCGGAGCAGAAGGAUCAGUGGAUCACCCCUUUCACAAACGGAGAGAAAGUUGGCUGCUUCGCUCUGAGUGAACCAGAUAAUGGUAGUGAUGCAGGGGCAGCGUCUACAUUAGCCAGACAGGAGGGAGAGGAGUGGGUACUGAACGGGACUAAAGCCUGGAUCAGCAACUGCUGGGAUGCCUCAGCUACUGUCGUAUUCGCUACCACCGACAAGUCACUCAAACACAAGGGUAUCAGUGCAUUCCUGGUGCCCAUGCCUCACCCUGGCCUUUCCCUGGGGAAGAAGGAGGACAAGCUGGGCAUCAGAGCAACCUCCACGGCCAACCUCAUCCUGGAGGACUGUAGGAUACCCCUGGGCAACAUGCUGGGGCCACGAGGGUCUGGCUUCAAGAUAGCCAUGCAAACCCUGGACGGUGGGCGUAUAGGCAUAGCAUCCCAGGCUCUGGGCAUUGCUCAGGCGGCUCUGGACUGUGCUGUGGACUAUGCUCACAAACGCACCGCCUUCGGAGCUCCCAUUGGCAAGCUGCAGGCCGUACAGUUCAAGCUGGCGGACAUGGCUGUAGCUGUUGAAAGCGCCCGUCUCCUCACCUGGAAGGCUGCAAUGCUAAAAGACGCCAAGAAAACCUUCACCAAGGUAUGCACACACACCACGCACACCGUCCUCUCUGUCACACUACGUAACGUUGUACUCCCUCCUUUCAUGUCCCCACAGGAAGCAGCGAUGGCCAAACUAUCAGCGUCGGAGGCCGCUACCUUCUGCGGCCAUCAGUCGAUCCAGGUUCUUGGGGGAAUGGGUUACGUGACGGACAUGCCAGCAGAGAGGCACUACCGCGACGCGCGAAUCACUGAGAUCUACGAGGGCACCAGUGAGAUCCAGAGACUGGUGAUAGCCGGCCAGCUGCUGAAGGAGUAUGUACCAUAGAGACUUGCGGGCUGCGCCCCGGAUGGCAGUCUAUUCGCUACAUAGUGCACUAUUUUUGGACAGACCCCAACGGUCAAAAGUGGUACACUAUAUAGGGAAUACGGGUGCAAUUUCAAAUUGGCCCAUAACAGCCACGACACCCAGGACUGCGUUCAGGACUGCAGUGUUCAACCGUGUUGUCAGCGUCAGUCAGCUACUGAACUGAAGGAAUGUCAGACAUGGAGACAGACUCGCACAGCUCUGGGUAGAAGUUGCCCUUAACCACAGAUCUAGGAUCAGAUUCCCAAACUAAUGCCCAAAUCCUAACCUCAACUGUUACGGAGAGAUAGUUGUUCCUGGACCAGUGGAUAGAGGCACCUUGUACCUACCACUCCAAAGGGACAAGAAGACCAGGCCUGCAUUCAGGACUGCGGUGUUCAGCAAUGUUGUGGAACACUGCAACAUGCAUCCCACCUUACUUCAAAUUUGUAUAACGAUUACAAAGCAAUCCAAGACUGUCUCCGGUUUGAAGCCAUUUUGUAACUGUCGAUAUCAACAUGGAGAUAAAUAUCAACCUUUCUGCCUUAACGUCAUAAUAUUAUCUGCUUUGAACUGAUGGUGUCUGGUAAUACACGCUAGUAGACUCGCAAUUCUCACUGUGACCCUGUCUGUGUGAGGUGCAGUGCCUACUAGAGCCACAGGAGGGGAGUGUACAGUUUGGACUGCCCGUCACCUGCACUUCAAACGACGGGGGAAAUCACAACAACAACAUUUGAACACGUGUAACAUGCCUCCCCCCUUAUUCUCUGCCUUGUAAAUAUUCACUGAUCUAAAAGAGUUCUGUAGUCAUAAAACAAGGACAUACUGUAGUUGGCUAACGCCGCACCCAGGCUAGGCUGGUGGAUGAAUGAAUCUUAGUUUUGAUAUAAAGAGUGAUCUGUUCAGAUGAAACUGUAAAUGCCACAGCUAGAGAACCUGUUUCUGUCUGAGUUUCAGAGAAAUUCUGAAACUGAUAUGUUUUACGAUGCCGCCCUACACAGCCCAAGCUUGUGCCUCAACAUAAACUGCUGCUGUUCAUAUUUUAUCAUAAUUGAUGGUACAUGAUGAAAUAAAAAAACAUAUUUUCAUGU